GACUCUUUCUCCUUUUUCUCCUCCACUUCAUCAUCCUCCUCUUCCUCCUCUUCCACACAAGGAGCCUCUCAGCCGGUGACCUUGUGACCCCUCCGCGGCUGGAGGCGGGCACAUUCCUCUGUCCUCCCCCGGGACAGCUGACUGACGGGGGAGGCACGCAUUUAAUUAGUGAGGAAGAAGCCUCGGGACGGGCCGGUCAUCGCACCGCCCUCCUCCGGGCUGCUCCGGUGCGCGAACACAGCCGACCCCGCGGAGCUCGCGCGCACCGUUGGGUCCGUUUGGAGGUAAAGUCAAGCCGUGCGCGUUUUACUGGGGAUUGAACGGAUCUCAUACUCCGGUGUGAGAGAGCGACGCAGUCCCCCCCGUCCCCCCCGUCCCCCCCGUGAGUGAGAGCCAGAAGCCACCUGUCGUGGAUGAAACCGGACUCCCGGACUAACGAGCCACAUCUCCGCCGUCUAUGCGUCUGCGGGCCGCGCGCGGUGUGUUGUCGGCGGGCACGUUGCCAUGGUUACGGAGGUCCGGCCGGGAUGUCACGGAGGGACGCGGUGAGGUGUCUGCGCUGUCUGCUGUACGCGCUCAACCUGCUGUUCUGGGUGAGACGUCACACCUCAUGUCAGCGUGUGUGCUGGGAGUAGCAGCCUGGAUAAGAGACUCUCUGAACACUGUGCUGACCCUCACAGCGCACACCAGGCUGGAGGAAGCAGCCGUUCUCACAUACUCUCCGGUGGUCCACCCAGUCAUCAUCACGGUGUGCUGCUUCCUCUUCAUUGUGGCCAUGGUGGGAUACUGUGGAACCCUCAGGUGUAACCUGCUGCUGCUCUCAUGGUACUUCUGCAGCCUGCUGGUGAUCUUCUGCGUCGAGUUGGCAAGUGCUGUUUGGACCUACGACGAGCCCCUGGUUCAGCGCUCUGAUAUGAUCAGUCUGAAGUCUCGGAUGCAGAACUUCGGCCUGCAGCGUUACCAGUGGCUCACACACACCUGGAACAGCUUCCAGACCGAGUUUAAAUGCUGCGGGGUGAUCUACUUCACUGAUUGGCUGGAGAUGACGGAGAUGGAGUGGCCGCCUGACUCCUGCUGCUCCUAUCAGUAUCCAGGAUGUGCUCGCCACGCCCACUUCCAUGACCUCAGUGACCUGCACCAGGAGGGCUGCGGGCCAAAGAUCUACGGCUUCAUCCGAGGGACGAAGCAGCUCCAGGUGCUGCGUUUCCUGGGCGUGUCCAUCGGCGUGGCUCAGAUCCUCGCCAUGGCGCUCACACUCACGCUGCUCUGGGCGCUUUAUUACGGGAGGAAGCCUCCAGAGCCGCCCGCCCUCACAGGGACACAUGCCCCCCCCCCUGAAGACUCCAACCGCUUUGAGAUGGAGCGACUGUCCUCACCCCCCUACAGAGUCUGAAGGGGCUUGGUCACUUCCUGGUUCGACCGAAGUCACCCUCCCGUUCUCGUCAGUGAUGUCACCGUGACCUCAGGUACAAACUCAGAAGGUCAAAUGAUUAUUGCCAGAGGAACCACAAAUGAAACUUCGUUCCAAUAUCUACACGGUCUUGCAAAAGUAUUGACCCCCUUGGCGUUUUUUUCUUUUUUGUUGCCUUACAACUUGGAAUUAAAAUUGAUUUUUUUGUGGGUUUAUAUCAUUUGUUACUUUGAAGAUGCAAAAUAUGUUUUAUUGUGAAACAAACAAGAACUAAGACAAAAAACAGAAUACUUGAGCGUGCGUAACUAUUCACCCCCCCAAAGUCAGUACUUACUAGAGCCACUUUCUGCAGCAAUUACAGCUGCAAGUCUCUUGGGGUACGUAUCUGUAUUUGGGAUUUUUGCCCAUUCUUCAAGGCAAAACUGCUCCAGCUCCUUGAAGUUGGAUGGGUUCCGCUGGUGUACAGCGAUCUUUAUAUCGUACCACAGAUUCUCAAUUAGAUCGAGGUCUGAGCUUCGACUAGGCCAUUCCAAGACAUUUAAAUGUUUCCUCUUAAACCACUCGAGUGUUGCUUUAGCAGUAGGCUUAGGGUCAUUGUCCUGCUGGAAGGUGAACCUCCGUCCCAGUCUCAAAUCUCUGGAAGACUGAAACAGGUUUCCCUGUACGUAGCGCCAUCCAUCAUUCCUUCAAUUCUGACCAGUUUCCCAGUCCCCGCCGAUGAAAAGCAUCCCCGCAGCAUGAUGCUUACCAUGGCGAUGGCGUUCUCGGGGUGGUGACAGGUGAUGGGUUUGGCCAGACAGAGCGUUUUCCUUGAUGGCCAAAAAGCUCAAUUUCAGUCUCAUUUGACCAGAGUACCUUCUUCCAUACGUUUGGGGAGUCUCCCACAUGCCUUUUGGCGAACACCAAACGUGUUCGCUUAUUUUUUUCUUCAAGCAACGGCCUUUUCUGGAGACUCUUCCGUAAAGCCCAGAUCUGUGGAGCGUUCGGCUUAAGGCGAACCCUAACCCUGUGGACAGGAACUCCAAUCUCCGCUGGAGCUUUGCAGCUCCUUCAGGGUCAUCUUUGGUCUCCUGGUUGAUUGACGCCCUCCUUGCCUGAGCCGUGAGCUUUGGUGGGCGGCCCUCUCUUGCCAGGUUUGUUGUGGUGCCAUAUUCCUUCCAUUUCUUAAUAAUGCCUUUAAUGGUCCUCUGUGGGAUGUUCAAAGUUUGGGUUAUUUUUUUAUAAGCCGACCCCGAUCUGUACUUCUCCUCGACCUUGUCCCUUGUGCUCUUCAUGGUGCCGCUUGCUUGGUGGUGUUGUGGACUCGGGGGCCUUUCAGAACAGGUGUGUGUAUACUGAGAUCAUGUGGCACUUAGAUUGCACACAGAUGGACUUAAUUUAACUAAGUAUGUGACUUCUGAAGGUAAUUGGUUGAAGCAGAUCUUACCACUUUUCCCUUUUUUAUCUUUUAGAAUUUUUGAAAGAAGUAUUUUUUUUCAUUUCACUUCACCAUUUUGGACUAUUUGGUCCAUUACAUGAAAUCCAAAUCAAUUUUAAUUCAAAGUUUUAAGGCAACAAAAUAGGAAAACCACCAAGGGGGGUCCAUACUUUUGCAAGGCUCUGUAUCAUAUGUGAGUUGUGAUCUUAGAACCUCCUGGACUUUGGAAGAUCAAAGGAUUCUGGGAUUUUGAGUCCUUAAACUGGAGAACAUGAAAGACGUGAAAAACAUCUGGACGUCCAAGUCAGCCGUCCAUAGUUGUGACAACAUGAUGUUUGAUAUAUUUAAUAAAAUCUGUCACACUGUUAUUGAAAGAUUACAGCGUGACCGCCUGUGGAUGUUUGAUUUAUUCACCUGAAUAAACGUGUUGUGUUUG
Molecule: messenger RNA, 3264 nt
Organism: Gasterosteus aculeatus aculeatus (three-spined stickleback)
Lineage: Eukaryota; Metazoa; Chordata; Actinopteri; Perciformes; Gasterosteidae
Gene: tspan12
Product: tetraspanin 12
Cellular component (GO): plasma membrane
Source: RefSeq, a predicted model, not a curated record